This is a messenger RNA of Girardinichthys multiradiatus, 1678 nucleotides long. It is a transcript of the gene ppm1aa, whose product is annotated as protein phosphatase, Mg2+/Mn2+ dependent, 1Aa. The transcript is spliced from 6 exons. The record is from RefSeq and is a predicted model, not a curated record. Bases 379 to 1533 code for a protein of 384 amino acids. NCBI's taxonomy places the organism in Eukaryota, Metazoa, Chordata, Actinopteri, Cyprinodontiformes, Goodeidae. Gene Ontology annotation, biological process: positive regulation of canonical Wnt signaling pathway; protein dephosphorylation; negative regulation of canonical NF-kappaB signal transduction. Gene Ontology annotation, cellular component: cytosol; nucleus. Gene Ontology annotation, molecular function: protein serine/threonine phosphatase activity; manganese ion binding; magnesium ion binding.
CACAAGCUAACGCUAGCUAGCAAGCUGUCAAGUGGAGAGGCUGGGGCAGACGGUUCAGCUUCCCUCCCUGGCUUGGCCGUACACAGAUUCUCCCCCUCAGAAACACAAGAGCUGAGCUUAUUCUUUUGCUCACCAGUUGAGAUAAUGUAAUGCAAAACGGAAGCGCGUAAAGAGGGAGCACAGUUCCAGAGUUUAUAUGCACUGAGUGUUGAGUGACGACAGUUCACUGCUAGCUGUAGGCUAGUUAGCUUAGCCACCGCUAUCCCUUACAUUUCUUCGUUGAACACCUUCUGGUGGUAACUGCGGACACCCAGUCCCUGUUGCACAUUGCGUUGCUGUCAUCCGAUAUUUUGGUUGUUUGGCUGUUAGAGGGAGACAAUGGGGGCAUUUCUGGACAAACCAAAGAUGGAAAAAUACAAUUCCCAUGGUGAGGGUAAUAACCUGAGGUAUGGGCUUAGCAGCAUGCAGGGGUGGCGGGUUGAGAUGGAAGAUGCACACACAGCAGUGAUUGGUCUGCCUCAUGGUCUUGAGCCCUGGUCCUUCUUUGCUGUUUAUGAUGGGCAUGCUGGCUCUCAGGUGGCUAAGUACUGCUGUGAGCACCUGCUGGAACACAUCACUACCAACUCAGACUUCCAGAGUGCUAUACAGGAGGACACCAAUGUGGAUAGCGUGAAGAUUGGGAUCCGCACAGGAUUCUUGCAGAUUGACGAACACAUGCGAACCAUCUCGGAGAAGAAGCAUGGUGUGGACCGCAGCGGCUCCACAGCAGUAGGGGUGAUGAUAUCUCCAAGCCAUAUCUACUUUAUCAACUGUGGAGACUCGCGGGGUCUCCUCAGCAGGGGAGGAGCUGUACACUUCUUCACACAAGAUCACAAACCGAGCAACCCACUGGAGAAGGAAAGGAUCCAGAAUGCCGGUGGCUCAGUCAUGAUCCAGCGAGUAAAUGGCUCUCUUGCUGUGUCUAGAGCUCUGGGUGACUUCGACUACAAGUGUGUCCAUGGAAAAGGCCCAACGGAGCAGCUAGUUUCUCCAGAGCCUGAAGUGUAUGCGAUAGAAAGAAGCGAGGGGGAGGAUGAAUUUAUUAUUCUUGCUUGUGAUGGCAUCUGGGAUGUAAUGGCCAACGAGGAACUCUGUGACUUUGUGAGGUCAAGGCUGGAGGUUACAGAUGAUCUUGAAAAAGUCAGCAAUGAAAUUGUUGACACUUGCUUAUACAAGGGAAGCCGGGACAAUAUGAGUGUUGUGUUAAUCUGCUUUCCUGGGGCCCCAAAGGUAUCUCCAGAAGCUAUGAAACGUGAGGCUGAGCUGGACAAAUAUCUUGAAGCCAGAGUAGAAGAGAUAAUCAAAAAGCAGGGAGAUGAAGGUGUCCCAGAUUUGGUCCAUGUUAUGCGGACGUUAGCAUCUGAGAGCAUCCCAAACCUUCCUCCUGGUGGAGAGCUGGCCAGCAAACGAAGCGUUAUUGAGACAGUGUACAACAAACUUAACCCGUACCGAACUGAUGACACUGACUCGGCAUCUACAGACGACAUGUGGUAACACACCAUCCUACCACUAACACAACAUAGAGUUUACAAACCACCAUCCUCUCAAGACCCACAGCAGCUCAGCUCAGCAGUCUGUCUCUCCGUCACUCUGAGCUUUUGGUUUCAAAGAAGGGAAUACAUGGGAAGAGGAGGAGGAG